Molecule: messenger RNA, 2176 nt
Organism: Drosophila grimshawi
Lineage: Eukaryota; Metazoa; Arthropoda; Insecta; Diptera; Drosophilidae
Exons: 4
Coding region: 2-2083 (693 amino acids)
Source: RefSeq, a predicted model, not a curated record
GAUGUGGGCGCAGUUCAUCAGUUUAAUUUUAUUCGCUUGCUUGGCUGAGUCUCAGCGUUGCCAGGACGAACAGCACCUUCAGCAGCCCAUUGAUUACACACAAUGUGGUCGUCCCGUCUGUGCCACCAAUGGCUAUUGUUAUCGCACAUUUAACAACAUCUGCUGUUUGGACGCCUUCAAUUUGCAACUGCUUUUUGCGGGACAAAGAGAACUGGUGCAAGCCGAUAUGGUGCACUGCUUGCCGCGCUCAACGUGGUACGACUACAAUGCAUUCAAAAGGCCACGUCCACUACCGAGGUCCUAUUUAAAUGACGCUACUUCUGCUGUUGCCUCCGCCUCCGCCUACGCCAAUGGAUUACAAUAUCCAUACGAAUCGGAGCCCUAUCCAUAUGAAUCGGAUUCGUAUAACUACCACAAUUCUCAGAACCUUUAUUCCCCAGUUCCACAGAAUACACAUAGAGGCAGAAAUGACUACGCCAGCUUCUGGGAUCAGUAUAGUGGUAGACAGGAGUAUUUGACUCAACGACCAAUGAAGCUAUAUACUCCGGCCCAGUAUCCAACAACAUCCACCACGCCAUCCUCAAUGCCGUCAACAACGCCAUCCCCUAUGAGCUCCACAGCAAUCUCAGGAAUAAUAGCUGAGACAAUAACAUCUUCAACAAGUCCAACGAGAUUAUUAGGCAGAUUACAAGUUAUAACAUCAUCUACAUCAAGAUCCAUAACACCGUCCACAACGCCCUCCACAACGACAUCUACAACGCCAUCCACAACUCCAUUGACGACGAGCUCUACAGCAAUCUCAAGAGAGAAUAGAAUAGCAAUUGAAGUUAUAGCAUCAUCUACAACACCAUUCAUAGCACCAUCAACAACAUCAUCUACUACACUUUCUCCUACAAGCUCAACAGAAGACUCAACACCAUCCUCAACGAGCUCUAGCGAAAUGUCGAGCACAACAGCAGACUCAACACCAACCACAACACCAUCCACAUUAAGCUCUACAGCCACUUUAAGUUCCGAAACAGACUCUACUGAAAAUUCAAGCAUAUCACCAUCCUCAAUGAGCUCUAGCGAAAUGUCAAGUACAACAGCUUCCUCAACACCACCCACAACAUCAUCCACAUCAAGCUCUACUGGUAUUUCAAGUUCAACCGAAAUCGCAAGUACAACAGGUGGUACAACACCAUCUACACCAUCUUCCUCAAGAAGCUGCAGUUGCAGUAUUGCAAUUCCAGACACAAUACAAUCCCCAACUAGCUCUAGCGAAAUGCCAAGUACAACAGCAUCCUCAACACCAACCACAACACCAUCCGCAUCAAGCUCUACAGCCACUUCAAGUUCCGAAACAGACUCUACUGAAAAUUCAAGCUCAUCACCAUCCUCAACGAGUUCUAGCGAAAUGUCAAGCACAGAAACUGCAACAACCGAAUCAGCUUCUACUGCAACUACAGCAACGAAUUCUGUCAACUCGGCAAUGUCUAUAAAGUUCUUGCCAUUCGAUGCACCGUCCAGAUCAAUAGCGGCUACAGCAGAGGCUACAACAACAUCCACAACAACAGAACCUACAACUGUAGCUGCAGACUCCUCAACAGCGGACUCCACACCACAGACAACAACUAACGAUAUGGAUUCCAACACUCUGGUUUCUCUGGUAUUUACAUUGGAAAGUGGUAAAGUGUACAAACUUGCACUCAACUCCCAGACAACUGAUCCAAUAACCGGCAAAAAGACAUGCGCCGAAGCGACCUCUCUGAUGGUACAGCAUAGGGGCAUAUCGGAACCGCUCAAUUUUAUCGGAUGCCUGAUCAGCAACUCUAGCAGCCCAGAUAGAAACUAUGGCACUACGACAUAUGACACCAGGCCUAGUGGCUCCCCAUAUAAAUUGGUUAAUUACAUGCCAUAUGGUUACCUGUAUAGCUUUGCCUACGGUUCUGGCUUUGGUCACUCCUAUUAUAAUGGUAAUGCCAAUGGAUAUCGUAACCCUUAUGGAAGUAUUCCUAGUGCUUCCAGUGCAGCCUCUGCAUCAGGCUAUGGUUCUGCAUACGCAGCAGCUGUGCCGCCCAACUUGUCACAAUAUUACGCUUAGCGACCUACCACAAUAAUAUCAUAUUACAUAAUAAUCGCAAAGACUUAUUUAUGCAUACGUUUUAAGUAGACCAAUCAUUCACAUAUAUAUAUA